Glossina fuscipes is the source of this 485-nucleotide messenger RNA. RefSeq lists its product as uncharacterized. NCBI's taxonomy places the organism in Eukaryota, Metazoa, Arthropoda, Insecta, Diptera, Glossinidae. The transcript has a single exon. The record is from RefSeq and is a predicted model, not a curated record. The coding region runs from base 25 to 471 and encodes 148 amino acids.
ACGCUAACAUAUUGAUCGUUUUAUAUGAUGAGCGCUCCGACUGCUUCGUACACUUUUAAUCGUGUCUCAUGUAUCCCAUCUUUGGAUACUAUACAAAAAUCUUUGCUCUACCAUAGUACCAAUAAUAACAGUAACCACAAUGACAACAACAACAACAGCAAUAUUGUUACUUCUGCCACUUAUUAUUAUCUUCCACAAAAUAUAAAUAGCGAUUAUGCUCUACUAUCGCAGUCUAAAACCACCUCUGAGGAGGCAUUACUGCUGGAGAAAGCGUUACGUACAGAUCAUCAUAAUGGUCGCUCCGGUGUGGGUAUAUUAAUGCAUAAGAGCAAUAGUUACAGCGGUGCCAUCAUUAAGCCCAAAUCCACUAUUUUUAACCAGGGCAGUAUUAAUAGUCGUGUUAAUACCAGUCUUACUACAAAGAGUGUCACCGAAUAUAGUGGAAUUGUUUUAAUGCCAAAAACAAGUUGAUCAACACCAGGUGC